Messenger RNA from Aphanomyces astaci, 732 nucleotides. RefSeq names its product pleiotropic drug resistance protein 3. The coding region runs from base 1 to 732 and encodes 243 amino acids. NCBI's taxonomy places the organism in Eukaryota, Oomycota, Saprolegniomycetes, Saprolegniales, Verrucalvaceae. The transcript has a single exon. Gene Ontology annotation, molecular function: ATP hydrolysis activity; ATP binding. The record is from RefSeq and is a predicted model, not a curated record.
AUGAUCUCAGCCAGUGGAUUCCUGGCCAAUGGCUCGGACACGUUCCACGCUACCACGUCCCGCACGGUCGAGGCUGCAUUGGGCCACGAGCUGCCACAACUUGAAAUUCGCUUCCACGACUUGUCCAUCUCCGCCGAGCUCGUGCUGGCGUCCAAGCAAGGCAAACACGAUCUGCCGACACUUUGGAACCAUGCCAAGAAGUCGUUCGUGGGUCUCUGCAACCGAAAACACAGCGUGACCAAGGAUAUUGUGCACCCGGUCACAGGAGUGCUCAAACCUAGCACCAUGACCCUGGUGCUGGGCCAGCCUGGUUCGGGCAAGUCAUCGUUCAUGCAAGCGUUGGCAGGCAUAUUUCCCGUCACAAAAUCGUCUACGGUCCAAGGCACCAUCACCUACAACGGCCUCACCAAGGCUGAAUUGCAGCAUCGCCUGCCGCAGUUUAUCGCGUACACGGGCCAACGUGACCACCACUACCACACUCUGAGUGUGCACGAAACGCUGGCCUUUGCCCAUCAAUGCCACGGCGGCGCCGUCGUGCCACGUCAUGUGCUGGACGCCCUUGUGCAUGGCACAUCUGACGAAAACGCCGACGCUGUCCGCGUGCUUCAAGCGCUCUACGCGGUGUACCCGGACGUGGUGGUGCAACAAUUGGGUUUGACCAACUGCAAAGACACGGUCGUGGGCAACGUGAUGCUUCGGGGGGGGUGUCUGGGGGCGAGAGGAAGCGCGUGA